AGCCAGGGUGCGCGAGCUGUUGGCCAAUACCCAAUUAAAACGCAAGGUCUGAGCGCCGUGCUUAUGGGCGUAGCACUAAAUCACACCAAUCACAUGCGGCGCAGUCAAGGUUGGUUUCAGUGCAGGAAGAGAGGAACUACUGCUGUCAUAUAAAAAGCCCAGUUGUCCAGCCAACACUAUGGGAAAAAAGAGCAGAGUGAAGACUCAGAAAUCAAGCACAGGAGCCAGUGCUGUAGUUUCCCCCAAAGAGAUGAUGAGUCUCAUCUCUGAACUGUUACAGAAAUGUAGCAGUGCAACACCCUCUGCUGGUAAAGAAUGGGAAGAGUACAUCCAGAUAAGGGGCUUGGUGGAGAAGAUACGCAAGAAGCAGAAGGGUAUGUCAGUAGUGUUUGAGGGCUCCAGAGAUGACUACUUCCCAGAUCUAAUGUCCUGGGCUCAGAAAAAUGGAGCAUUGUGUGAUGGCUUUACUGUGGCCAAUUUCGGUUCAGAGGGCUACGGCCUGCGCGCCACCAGAGACAUCAAGGCUGAGGAACUGUUCCUGUGGAUUCCCAGGAAAAUGCUGAUGACUGUAGAGUCGGCUCAAAACUCCAUGUUAGGUCUUCUGUACAGCCAGGAUCGGAUAUUGCAGGCAAUGGGCAAUGUGACGCUGGCCCUGCAUCUGCUGUGUGAGCGAGCUGACCCUGCUUCAUUCUGGCUGCCCUACAUCCACAGUCUUCCUCAGGAGUACGACACGCCUCUGUACUACCAGCAGGAUGAGGUGCAACUGCUGCUGGGCACACAGGCAAUGCAGGAUGUUCUGAACCAGUAUAAAAACACUGCACGUCAGUACGCCUACUUCUACAAACUGGUCCAGACUCAUCCCACUGCCAGCAAACUGCCCCUAAAGGACAUGUUCACAUUUGACGACUACAGGUGGGCGGUGUCAUCUGUGAUGACCCGUCAGAACCAGAUCCCCACUGAGGACGGCAGCCGGGUCACCCUGGCCCUCAUCCCCCUCUGGGACAUGUGCAACCACACCAAUGGGCUGAUCACCACCGGCUAUAACCUGGAGGAUGAUCGAUGUGAGUGUGUGGCACUUCAGGACUACAAGGAGGAUGAACAGAUCUACAUCUUCUAUGGCACACGCUCCAAUGCAGAGUUCGUUAUCCACAACGGAUUCUUCUUUCAGGACAACAACCACGACCGAGUGAAGAUCAAGCUGGGCGUCAGUAAGAGCGAACGCCUCUACGCCAUGAAGGCUGAAGUGCUGGCGCGAGCUGGCAUCCCAGCGUCCUGUGUCUUUGCUCUGCACUGUAAUGAACCCCCCAUUUCAGCCCAGCUCCUGGCCUUCCUCAGAGUCUUCUGCAUGACAGAGGAGGAACUGAAGGAUUACCUGCUUGGAGAUCACGCCGUUAAUAAGAUCUUCACCCUGGGAAACGGGGAGUUUCCUGUGAGCUGGGAGAAUGAGAUCAAGUUGUGGACCUUCCUGGAGACUCGAGCUGCUCUGCUGCUCAAGACCUACAAGACCACCUCAGAGGAGGACCGCUCCCUGCUGGACAAACAUGACCUGUCCUUGCAUUCCCGUGUGGCCAUCCAGCUCCGCCUGGCUGAAAAGCAGAUCCUGGAGAAGGCGUGGGCCAGCGGACGAGCCAAACGUCUGAACUUCCAGAAAAAGCUGGAACAGGAUGCUCCGUUGCCGCCGUAUGAGGAGGGCAGUUUGGCGCUGCUGGAGAAUACUAACGCAGAUGCAAAGCUUCCCAUUAUUCUACGCAAGCUAGAGGAGGUGGACGAGGGCCAGGGGAUCCAGUUGGAUGAGCACAGCCACCUCCUGAAUGAGGAGAAGAUGCUCUAUGGGCUAGAUAUAGAGGCUAAUGGAGAGCAGAAGGUCAGCAAAGAGCUUCAGUUACCUUCAGACUCAGUUGGAAAUGCAAACCAGAUGGACCAGAUGAAAGUGGCCAACCAGAGUGGCGGACGAACUGAAAAAAAGAAAAGUGAAUAAAUCUGUUCACUUACUGUCCGCAGUCCAUGCUAUUUAUUUAUUGUUGUGUCUAUUACGUAACUCAAAUAUAGAAGCAGAAAAAAAUAAAUAAAUACAGAAGAAAGUCGCUGAACUUUCUGGACUGUGUGUUCAUCCAGUGUGGACGUCCUAGCAUCCCUCUGCUGAACUAGCUUAAGCCGCAGCCUGUGUCCCUCUGCCGUCUACACAGAACAAUGAGCUUCGUUUGUAAUGUAGGUUUAUACUCGUGUUUUGAGACCUACAGCAUAGAAGGAGGCACAUGGAGUGGAACUGAUGCCUGCAGAUGAUGCAGGUGAGAGGACGGUGGAGCUGCUGUCUGUUUUGAGUUGACAAUCAUUUCCCUUUUAGCUGUGUGAUGCUACCUUUGGUGUCCAUCGCUGCCUGCUAUUACUUGUAGAAAACCCAAACGAAACACUUAGAUUUACCUAACUAUCAGACUGAGCAGCGGCAGCCCUUUUUAAGAAAGGAAGAUCACAUUUUCAUUUUGUUUUGGGUUUAAAGCUUUUUUGAGUGUAAAGUAAAGGGACUAACCCAGUGAUCACAUAAAGCACUAAGGGCGACUCCUGACAUGUUUGGACGACAGUUGAAAGCUUGUUAUUUGAGGGAGCGUCUGUUUGAAUAGCAAUGAAGCACUGUCUCUUGCUGUAGUUUCUCACUGUGAGACUUUUGAGGCGACUCUAGUAGUGAAGAGCAGAUUGUGGCUUUAAUUCUAAAGCUAAAAUAAAAUACGGUUUAUGGUGUAUGCUAUUUUAAAACUCCAUCUCAAGUGACUAGUUUCUUAUGUUCUGGACACAUUUCACGCUUUCACACAUAGAAUAGAGUGAAACAGACUAACAGCAACCUGCUCUCUCUCUCUCUCUCUCUCUCACACACACACACUCCUGGGAUGUGAGCAAAGGUUGAAACUCACAGAAUGAACUACAGUAAACGCGUUACUCGUUUUAUGUGAUGGAGUAGAUCACCUUCGACUGACAGUCGAGUUUGAAUAUCCUGGAAUGUGGCUGAUGAAGUUAACAUGUUCCUGGAUGUGUGUGGUUUAAAUUAAAAAAACUAGAAUAUUAUCAGCCGCAACAGCUGUACUGUGCUUUUUUGGAUUUCUGUUUGAUAUUCUGUCACUAUUCUUUGGAAUAAACCUAUUUUAAAAUUAUAAA
Betta splendens (Siamese fighting fish) is the source of this 3147-nucleotide messenger RNA. RefSeq names its product SET domain containing 3, actin histidine methyltransferase (gene setd3). Gene Ontology annotation, molecular function: histone H3K36 methyltransferase activity; protein-L-histidine N-tele-methyltransferase activity; protein binding. Gene Ontology annotation, biological process: peptidyl-lysine trimethylation; positive regulation of transcription by RNA polymerase II; peptidyl-lysine dimethylation. Lineage: Eukaryota; Metazoa; Chordata; Actinopteri; Anabantiformes; Osphronemidae. The record is from RefSeq and is a predicted model, not a curated record. The coding region runs from base 179 to 1978 and encodes 599 amino acids. The transcript has 13 exons.